This is a messenger RNA of Penicillium robsamsonii, 1974 nucleotides long. RefSeq lists its product as uncharacterized. The record is from RefSeq and is a predicted model, not a curated record. The transcript has a single exon. NCBI's taxonomy places the organism in Eukaryota, Fungi, Ascomycota, Eurotiomycetes, Eurotiales, Aspergillaceae. Bases 1 to 1974 code for a protein of 657 amino acids.
AUGGCUCAACGUCAACUUUCGCGUACUCUGCCGAAGAACUUUACCUUCUCCCUCGACGACAAUGAACCCAAGACUCCCGAGCGCCCUAGCACCACUAUGAGUGUGCCUCCUCCACCUCGCCAUUCAAUCUCCAGCUGCCGUCUGCCCAGAGUUCGGGCUCGCGCCGGUACCAAUGUCUGUGCUCGCAUGGACAUGGAUAUGUUUCAAUUCCACGGCUCCGAUGUUCCCCUACCUUCAAUUGAAGUGCCCCCCCAACCGACCACCGACCUCGAGGCGCCUUUAUUUCGUGAUUUCGCCAAAGAUGAGGGAUAUCUUGCGCCUCCUCGCACGCGAAGGGAUUUUAAGACGCCGCCUGCGCAGAUCCGUGGCACGCCUUUCGACUCCUGCGACAAGGAAAGUACGUGGCCAUCGUGGGACCAGACACCUGGCCCAAAUGACAUCAAGCGCCCAGACUCGGCCUGCUCGACUUUGUCCAAUUCUUCAGUUGAAUCCAUUGAAACGUUCGCGUCACGACCAUCUGUAGGAAGUUUCACUAGUGUCGAGAGCGAUUUGUUUGACUCAUACUUCCCUUUGGAGAUGUCCAAAGAACCUGAGGUUGAGUCGCCUUCGCGACCUCAGAAACAGUCGGUGAAUGUCAAAGCGUCCAAGAAGUCCUGGACUCGCGAGAUGGAUACCCACUUAUGGAACACCUAUCAAAUUUACCUUCAGGACCCUACUAUGACUCCGUUCAAGAUGACCCCUGGUAGUAUUCCUCCUCUGGGAGUCACCUCGCGUGUUGCGCGACGCGCCAAGAAGACAUGGGGGCAAAAGAGCAGUCGCAUCGUUGAAUCUGUUUCGAUGAAGUCUGUUGACUCUAUUGGAUUUUCUACACCAAAGGCUGCGGACGAGCAGUUGCAACCAGGCUGGCCCAAGUCUGACUCCAAGACUCGACGACGCCUCAAGAUGCUAUGUCGUCGCAAAUUCUCCAUCUCUCCUCAUUAUCAGCGCAUAAUGCAGUCUCGCACUCCCGAGCCUGUCACGGAGAUGUUUGGCCCUCCUACGGAUACCCGCGUUAAAGACUUUGCUGAUAACUCGGCCUACACUACUCGUGACCUCGGAAUUUCUCUUGUCGCCUCCGAGCCGACUCCACUUUCUCAGGUUACACAAGACUUGCCCUUGACUACGGACUGGUUUAACAACCCUGUACCUACUCAUGUCGAGCCACCAGUGGCCAAGACUCCUAGCCAGCAUCUCCGUACCGGAUCUGCCCCUAACAUACCUCGCCUGGGAUCUCCGUUCGUGUACAGCACUUGGGGCCCCGGUGGAUCAAACCGCCAUGUCCAUGAUCCCAAUGCCCGACGUGGGACCGUUCAUGUUCCGGGUUAUCGUGCCCGACGCAACACAUACUUGGACCAGUCCUUGCCCGACACCGACGAUGUAUUUGCGAGCGUAUCUAGGGAGCAGAAGAAUCCCUCGGAUCAAGAAGUUGAACGUCGCUUGGAGGAUUAUGUUCGUGAUAACAAGUUCCAAGACAUGGGCCAUGGUCGGGUCCGCGUUCGCAAUCGUGGAGCCACCACUAGCGCUGUCAAUCCUAGAGACAUGGACCAGCUUUUCUCACCGCCCUCGUCCCUCAACUCAGGCCCCAUUGAGCCCGAGGAGACCACACCUAUUCUGAAGCCGCCCAUGAACCCAUUAUUGGACCUUGGCGAAAACAUCAAACGCCUUGGCUCACCCUUCCGGAUCGAAGGAGGAUUCAAGCGUCGCGAGGCUCCGAAGCGGCUCACUAGACAAACACCUGCGCUGUCUGAUCCGUUCUUGAGCGGUGGCCCUUCUCACACCAGACUUGAUGACAGCACUUCUCCCAUGCAGGUUUCUCCGGCUCAAGUACAUGAUAAAGCCCCGGAUCCUUUGCCAUACAAUGCCUCGGAGGAUGGCCUUUCUGAUGCCGAGCGCAUCCGCCGGCAAAUCUUGAAUAUGCCCUUUACACGCAACUAG